AUGGCACCGAAAGUUUAUUCAUAUACAGAAUCAAUUGAUGUUGCUAAUGCUGUUGGCAAUUACAUUGUAGCAUUGCAAGAUGAAGCAUUGAAAUCGUCUUCAAAAUUUAAAAUCGCCUUAUCGGGAGGCUCAUUGGGAAAGGUAUUAAAGAAGGCAUUGAUUGACAAUAGUGAAUUAGCAACUAGAGUGAAAUGGGACUCCUGGGAUGUUUACUUCAGUGAUGAAAGGUUGGUACCAUUGAAUCACCCAGAUUCAAAUUAUGGACUAUUCAAUGAGAUGGUGCUCUCGAAUUUGCCUUCUGGAGUGAGGAAGCCAAAAGUGAACACGAUCGAUGAAAGUUUACUUACAGGUAAAGAUGGACAAGUGGAAGGUGCCGAUAAGACUAAAGAUUCGGAAAUUGCAAAGAUAUAUGAAAAAAGUUUACCUGAAGGAGCAAAAUUUGAUUUAAUUUUAUUAGGAUGUGGACCAGAUGGCCACACUUGCUCUUUAUUUCCACAUCAUCCUUUAUUAAAGGAGAGAUCGGAACUUAUUAGCUAUAUCAGUGAUUCUCCAAAGCCCCCUCCAAGAAGAAUUACAUUCACAUUCCCCGUAUUAGAGAAUGCUACAUCAAUUGCUUUCGUUGCGGAGGGGUCAGGAAAGGCUCCUAUUUUGAAAGAAAUAUUCAAUGAUCCUAGCAGUCAAUUGCCCUCAAAAUUGGUAUCUGGUUUGAAAACCGGUGUCAAUAUAAGCUGGUUUGUGGAUGAUAAUGCAAUCAAGGGGGUUGAUAUAAUCACCUCAAAGUAUUAA
Priceomyces carsonii is the source of this 786-nucleotide messenger RNA. It is a transcript of the gene SOL3, whose product is annotated as 6-phosphogluconolactonase. The record is from RefSeq and is a predicted model, not a curated record. NCBI's taxonomy places the organism in Eukaryota, Fungi, Ascomycota, Pichiomycetes, Serinales, Debaryomycetaceae. Gene Ontology annotation, molecular function: 6-phosphogluconolactonase activity. Bases 1 to 786 code for a protein of 261 amino acids. The transcript has a single exon. Gene Ontology annotation, biological process: pentose-phosphate shunt; carbohydrate metabolic process.